Molecule: messenger RNA, 5063 nt
Organism: Epinephelus moara (kelp grouper)
Lineage: Eukaryota; Metazoa; Chordata; Actinopteri; Perciformes; Serranidae
Product: E3 ubiquitin-protein ligase TRIM21-like
Exons: 14
Coding region: 95-1981 (628 amino acids)
Molecular function (GO): protein binding
Source: RefSeq, a predicted model, not a curated record
CGCGUGGGCCGAUUCAGAGAAAGUUAGACGUUUGUUUUGGCUGAAACGAAACUGAAAGAGUCGGGGAUGAACAGAUAGGGAGAGGACAGGCGAAAUGAGACAGAUCACUCAGAGGAGCGGAGAGGUGACACUGUGCAAGAUACUCAACACUUCAAACAUGAGCCUCCAGGUUUGCAGCUGCUGCGGCUGGUCCAAACAUACCACCUACCAAGGCCUGAGAACUCACCAAGGGAAGAUGGGAUGUACACCAAAGGGAAUGCGUAUCCCUGAGAGUCAACAAUAUGGAUUUAACAGUUACACUCGCAACCUUACCUACAAUGGACCACCAAUCAAAGUAGAAGAGCCACUGUGGAAUAUCUUCAGCUCCUCUCUCAACCCUGAUAGGGAACUUAACGUCUGGAAAAAUCAAAGGGAAGAAUCUCGUCAAAAAGAAAGCGCACCAGUUCCUUGGAUCACUCCAGUCAGAAAGGAGAAUGUGCCUGUGUCUCCAAACUUCACCUCCCAAAUCACUCCAACAGAAGCCACAGCAAUGUUCCAAUUAUUGCUGGCAUCUCAACAGCACUCUGUGCAAACACCGGCCACAAACUCAAACAACGCACUCCCGGCACUUGAUUUCACCAGCGCUGCACAGCCUUCGCUGACGCCAGUGUCACAGAUCAUCAGCACCCAAGCGAGUCCUGCACACACAGAGGUUACAGUGAAGGAAACACAGAAAUCACUGUUUGAAACUCCAGAGCGCUCCAGCACAACAUAUCAAACUACCACCAAUGCUCGCAGAGCGCUUGAUUUCACCAGCAACGUGCAGGUGGGGCAACUGGCCUGGGAUCUUCCAACCACCACUGCUCAGGAAACAGCAGUUCGACCAAAGGAAAGAGAGAAGGAGAAGGAGAGGGAGAGGGAGAUGGAGAGGGAGAGGGAGAGGGAGAGGGAGAGGGAGGCCCAGAAACUACAAAAGGCACGGCAAGACAAGAUAAAAGCUGAUUUACAGCAGAAAAUUCAGACCAGGGAGCAGAAGCUGGCUGAAGUCACAUCAUCUGUAAAAGCCUGCAAAGGGGACUUGGAUGCUGAAUGGCUGGAGAUCAACAGCGUGUUUUCAGAGGUGAUGAGAGUUGUGGAGGACGCUCGGCAGAAAGCCCUUCAACCUCUGGAGGAGAGGAGACAGAGAGUGAAGAGAGAAGCACAGGACAUGGUAAAGAAGCUGCAAAAGGAGAUUGACAAGCUCAAAAAUGCAAUCGAUGAGUUGGACCAAAACCCAGACUCACAGGUUUCUCCUGUACCAGGCCCGAAUGAACCUCGAGACUGGAAAAAUGUCACUGUUGACACUUCAUUCUCCUUCGGUAGCCUAAGAACUACCACAUCAAACAUGAUUAAACUAAUUCAACAGAAAAUGGAAAAACUCUCCUCUGUUGAGCUCAAGAGGAUUCCCACAUUUGCAGUGGAUGUAAAGCUGGAUGCAACCUCUGCACACCAAUGCCUUGUUCUUUCUCAAGAUGGGAAGACAGUGAGAGAUGGAGCAAAGAGCCAGAAAGGUCCUGAUGAUCCACGGAGGUUUGACAUGCACGGCAGCAUCCUGGGGCUCAACAAGUUGACAUCUGGGAGGUCAUACUGGGAGGUGGAGGUCAGCAACAAGACCGGGUGGGACCUGGGUGUGGCAAGACGCGACGCGAACCGCAAGGGAAAGCUCUCGCUGCAGCCAGCUAACGGCUACUGGGUCACCGUACACUAUGAAGAUGAUAAGUACGCAGCCCUGACAGCUCCACCUGUCAGCCUCUCACUGACGGCGAAACCUCAGAAGGUCGGGGUGUUCGUUGACUACGAGGAAGGUCUCGUGUCCUUCUAUAAUGUUACAGCUCAAUCUCACAUCUACUCUUUUACUGAGUGUUCAUUUGAUGAUGUGAUUUGUCCAUAUUUCAGCCCUCAUCUUAAACAAAAUGAGAAAAACUCUCAUCCUCUGGUGAUCUCUGCUGUAAACAAGCAGUAGUGGUUAAAUGAAGUGCAUGAAUUACUGGUGCACUGAAAGUCAGAAGUCAUUGUUCUGACAACCCAAAAUUCCAAAGCCCCGCUAGUCUGAAAAAUGGACUGAAAGCUAAUUUCUCUGGCAGCCUGUUAUCCCACAAGCAAACACCAAUUGGUCAGAAGUCCUGUUUCUCAGAAAAUACACACUCUCUGCAGCAAGACAGCCCAAUCAGCAGAAAAAAGUAUUUGCAUUAUGCGUUUCUGUAGAUCACGAUAAGUUACAUUUGUCGACAAGGCUGUGGUUAAUGUGUGGUUCGGUUUAGGCACAAAAACCACUUCGUUAUACUAGUUAAAAGAUCGCGUUUUUCUUUAAAUACCCACGUUUGGUGGCACAAAAGUUGCUGGAAAAGGUCAGUGAAAAACACCCGGGACCGGGGUUCAAAUGCUGCUGGGAAACACCACAAAAGGUCAACAAUAACACCCAAGGUCAGUGGCUAAAAUGAACUUAAAAAACGCAGCAAGGGGGCCAGUAAAAACAAAAGCAAAAACACCUGGGGUCAGGCCCAGGCAGCCAAAAUGACCUGGCCCGGAAUCGGCCUGAAGUCAGCAUGCUGGAUGAAAUUAGCUGGGCCAGGUCCGGUUGCUCGACUCGGCUGAGACUCGGCAUGAAUGAGGCCCCAGAAUCGGGCCAAAUCAGCUGGCUGGAUUCUGGCAGCCAACACUGCCAUCACUGGUGGGGCUCAAACGCCGUGGGUAAAUGCUGCGGAAGGUCGGCAAAAAUCAGUGGCUCAGAUGCCGCCGAGAAACACGGCAAAGGGUUGGCAAAAACACCCAGGACUGGUGGCUCAAACGCUCAAACGUUAACUUACUGCAGGGAGUGUGUAUUUUCAUAGAAACUGGACUUCAAGGCAAUGGGCAUUUGUUUUUGGUAUAACAGGCUUUUGAUCCAGCGCGCAAUUUUUCAGACUAGUGGGGCUUCGAGCCUCUGGGCUGUCGAAACAAAGGCCUAACAUCCAAACGCACUACGCAAUAUAAAUGUAUGAGUUCAGGUGUACAUGAUGUUUUAUGACACCACUGAAGGGUUUAAAUAGGGUUUUCUGGCCUGGUCAUCUGAGGCGUUUGGAAAUUGUUAAUGCAUCCAGGUUUAGGCUUUCUUUUCCUUCCUAAAUCAGACAUUCCCACUUAUACAUUAAUGAAGAGGUGUUUUUAUUUUUCAGUUUUAUUUUAUGUGCUAUAUAUUUCUUAAUUUACAAGAUUGCUGGCAGCUUGAAAAAUGAAGUCAAAAUGUUUAGAAAACAAGAAAAUGCAUUUCCUUGUCUAAAAUAUAAGGAAUGAUAAAGUUCCGCAUUGUAGUAAAGUUGAAAUUGUACACUGUGGAAAAUCUACUGUCACAAAUAAAAGCCCUGCAUUAUAAAUAUUACUGUAGUAAAAUUAAUAAUUAUAAUUGGGAACAUACCCUUAAAGGAUUAAAAGUCAAAGCUCUCAAUGCAGAAAAUUGUCCCUUCUGUCUGUUACAUUAUUAUAUACUAUGUCAGAUUAUUCUACGAAUGCAUUAAUGUAAAACAGGAUUUUAUUUUUGUAGUUGAUUUGUGGGUAAUUUUUUACUAUUUUGUGGGGGUUUUUUGGGUUUGAUAUUUUAAAUGUCUAACGAUGUUAUAAUUUCAUGUUAUGUGGAUGUUAAUACUAUGAUGUUUGCAGAAUGUUUGCAGACAUAGGGUCUCAUUCAUGAAAAUCUGUGAGCAGAUUUGCACAUAAAAAACUUGGUACUUAGAUUCAUUAACGGCAAUCAAUCGUAAACUGACAGCGCGCUACUGCUUGUCAGCACUUAGCAUACACCCCGCCCAUUAAUAGCCAGUGAGCACCAUAUAUGGAGGUGAUAAUCACUAUGGAAGCUGACACUGAAGUUGUUAUUUCAGGUGAAGUAAGGCUGAGAAAAACAUUUUAUUUCUUGUUAGUAGUGGUGUGACAGGGACAGAUAAAUCAAAGGCCUGGAAGGAGGGUGCCGUUAAUCCUGUGUCAUCUGUUGUAAGAAUCAUCCAAAACGUUAAACGAAAAUGAGUCAACAUUAAACUUGAUGCAAAAAGGCACAAGUACGCAAAAAAAAAUGCAACAGCUACAGGAGGCUCUUCCCAGUUUGUCAGUUCUGUUCUGUCAGUUUGCCCUGAGCCUCGGCAGUCUUUGUCUCUGUUGUGAAAUCAAAGCACUAUGAAACAUCUUAAUACAGGCAGUCUAAUGUGGGCAAUAACCCAGCGUUAAGUUUAACAACAAGUAAGAUAGUGUGGCGUAAAACCACACCGUCUCACUCCAAUUCUUUGCCAGAUUCAGGUUCACCAGCUGCCCGGUGUGAGCGGAGACACACGCCGAACUGCUUCCCCACGUCCACAGGUCUUAUUAAACUAAAACUCAAUCUGAAAUAAUGUUUAUUAAUUAAUUGUUGAUUAAUUCAGAGAACAGCGUUUUAAAAUUUUCUAUUAAGUCAAUUUAAAUAACUCGCUCACGUUUUUAAGAACCCUAAUCUGAAGCUUAAAUCUGCUAAAUGCCAACUAAUUUAACCAAGUGUGUCAUAUUUCUAAUCUCGUCAUGUUUAACUGACAUGUUUCAAAGGCAUCUGUGUAUUGUGAACCUAACAGAGCACAAUACGAAUUAAUGUAAUUUCUGAUAAUGACAAGCAACAUUUAUAUGCAAUAUCUCAUUUACACAAGUACUACGAGCAGUCAGAAGCAGGUGUAGGUUCUGUUAGUACCUAUGAAAAGAUCAGAGCCACUAACAUAUUGAUGAAUGCUGAAAUACACGUCCAUUUCCAUCUGCGAACAGUUUACACACCUAUUCGUUCUGCUCAUGUUUCGUGAAUGAGACCCUAUGGGUUUUGGUCUCCAUAGCUUACGACUAAACGUUAUUCUAUUUCAAGAUGACGUUAGCAUAUGUUGUUUGGAAGACGGUGGAUUUGGUUACGUAAUAAUACAAUAUAAAACCAACAAAAACUAAAUAUGCCAGUUCACUGGUGUUACAAUAUGUUUUAUUACGAAGUGAUAAUACAUGAAUAGAACUUUUUACCUGUAUUAAUCAUGGGUUUGUUGAAAAUAAAAGAAUAAAAAUGUUUAAAGUUG